This is a messenger RNA of Pungitius pungitius (ninespine stickleback), 2457 nucleotides long. Its product is annotated as trace amine-associated receptor 13c-like. Gene Ontology annotation, molecular function: trace-amine receptor activity. The record is from RefSeq and is a predicted model, not a curated record. NCBI's taxonomy places the organism in Eukaryota, Metazoa, Chordata, Actinopteri, Perciformes, Gasterosteidae. Gene Ontology annotation, cellular component: membrane. The transcript has a single exon. Bases 1 to 981 code for a protein of 326 amino acids. Gene Ontology annotation, biological process: G protein-coupled receptor signaling pathway.
AUGGACGCCUCCGAGAGCCGCCUGCUCUGCUUCCCCGGCCUCAACUCGUCCUGCACGCGGCCGCCCAAAGCGCGCUCCGAGGCGGCUCUGCUCUACGCCCUGCUGGCCUGCGUCUCCCUGCUCACCGUCACCCUCAACCUGCUCGUCAUCGUCUCCAUCGCCCACUUCCGGCAGCUGCACAGCCCCACCAACACCCUGCUCCUGUCUCUGGCCGUGUCCGACCUGGUGGUGGGGCUGCUGGUGAUGCCGGUGGAGGGGCUGCGCUACACGCAGGCCUGCUGGCUGCUGGGAGAGCUCGUGUGCGCCCUGGCGCCGUACGUUUCCUACAGUCUGGUAUCCGCCUCCGUGGGCAACAUGGUGCUCAUAUCCGUAGACCGCUACGUGGCCAUCUGUGACCCCCUGCUCUACGCCUCGAAGGUCACCCCCAACAGAGCCAAGGCCUCAGUGUGUUUGUGUUGGGCCUGUUCUAUCCUCUACAACGGCUGCAUUCUGAUGGGUCACUUAGGGCAGCCCGAGCGGUACGGCUCCUGCUAUGGGGAGUGCGUGGUGAUCAUCAGUCACGUCGCAGGCACAGUAGAUCUUUUCUUGUCCUUUCUUGGGCCCUGCACAGUCAUGGUGGUUCUCUACAUGAGGGUGUUUGUGGUUGCCAUUUCCCAGCUGCGUGUCAUUCGGUCGGAGAUUUUCGCUGUUAACGCGACUCCGUCCGCUAAGAGAUCAGAGAGGAAGGCAGCCAGGACUCUUGGGAUUGUGAUAGCGGUGUUUCUGAUGUGCUUCUGCCCGUAUUACUAUCCCUCCCUAGCGGGCGAGGACACCUCCACUAGCUUGUCUUAUUACGCCCUGGUGUCUUGGAUCAUGCUGAUAAACUCCUGCGUCAACCCACUGAUUUAUGCGCUGUUUUACCCCUGGUUCAGAAAAGCUAUCAAACUCAUCAUCACCCUCAGAAUACUGCAGCCUCAAUCCCAGGAGUACAAAUUACUGUAGACGGUUUCACACAAUUUAUCUGUGUUUGUUAAACUAAUGCGGUCUGCUGUAGAACGCAUGAGCCUUGUCUCCUAAAUACACAGCUCAUCGCUGAGCAGAGAACAGGGUUCAUGACUUCUCCCUGCACACGUCUGUCCAUUGACCGUCAUACCUUGAGAUACUGUAUUUUUUACAUAUUUCAGCUAUAUUCUUUCAUAAACUUUACCAUAUUGUCAUAAGCAGCAGAAAUCAUAGGAAAUGACUAUCAAUGUGUGCACAAACAAGAUUUACAAAGGAAUACUGUAGAUGUUUCAUGCUAUUUGAUUUUAAUACAGUACAAAGCAUUGAUUGAAUUAAUCAGACUAAUUAGUGGCCGUUUUUCCUUUGCAAAAGUCGUUUUAUCACGACAACUAUUAUUCAGCUUUGAGAUAUAGCCUCCAUAUACUUUUCUUUAUUGCUCUGCUAUCAAAAUGACCAAUGUAGUCUCUCUGCCAUGUUUAAUUGCAUUGCUGUCAGAGGCACUUCUUUGUCUUUCUGAUAAUAACAAUCUCUCUGUUUGUGAAGAAAUUGCAAAAGGAGUCCACUCUGCACACAAUGAAAAUGUACCUAAAUGUCAAAAGGACAACUGUGGCAGCUGCAAAUCAGGUUUUUGUGCAAAUCAGGUCUGUAAAUCUCACAAAUGAAAAAGGAUGUGAAAGCAUUUGAGUAGUCAUACUCACAGAUACCGUUUAAUAAACUAGAAGUAAAAUAGAUCUACCCUGUUCUUAGACUAAACUAAACAAGGCAUGAGAGUAGACGAUGCUUUCUAUUUACAUAUGUUAUUCAGAUAUAAAUAUAAAGGGUAAAUUUGGUGAACACUCAAAACACUUAGCGAACCUGCUGUGUUGAACCCCGGUCGGACUAUUAUAUCAUUAUAUCAUGUAGAAUAGUGUAUCAUUAUGUUGUUGCAAACCCAUAACAAUAAAAAAUGAUCUUAUAGCCUGUUGUUGAUUCCACGAGAAGCCAAGGUGCACUAUGUUCGUCAGAAGUUAAACCCCGGUCGGACUGCAUGCAGGUUCCAGCUGCGGCCACAGGAGGGCGGUGCUGCCCCACUGAUGGCUGGAGACCACCUAAAAGAUGUGCAAAACCAAGAAGAAUACACUUGUAAAAUCCACCAACGCAUUAUAUCAUGUAGAAUAAUGUACCAUUAUGUUGUUGCAGACCCAUGACAAUAAGAAAAUGAUCUUAUAGCCUGUUGUUGAUUCCACGAGAAGCCAAGGUGCACUAUGUUCGUCAGAAGUUAAACCCCGGUCGGACUGCAUGCAGGUUCCAGCUGCGGCCACAGGAGGGCGAUGCUGCCCCACUGAUGGCUGGAGACCACCUAAAAGAUGUGCAAAACCAAGAAGAAUACACUUGUAAAAUCCAGCAACGCAUUAUAUCAUGUAGACUAAUGUACCAUAAUGUUGUUGCAGACCCAUGACAAUCAAAAAAUGAUAAAAAAAAAUUAUCUUAUAGCCU